GUCUAUAAUAGUUUUGUAGCGGCUUCCGUUGAACUACAGGAAGAAACUGAGUGACUGUGUCUCAGAUUAAUUAAUUUAAUGAGUUCAGCAUCGCUCUGUAGUUCGUCGUGUUCAAUAGUUUAUCAUUACUUACUGUUUUAUGGUACAUAAAAAAACAUGACGUGUAACAACAUUUAGGUAUUUAAAUUGAACGGCGUUUAGUUUUGCGAUCAGUAUUUCAAAGAUUUAUUUACACUUUCAGUUAUCCAUUAUAAAUACUGAAAUCAGUCAUGAAGUUAAUAUUCAAGUUUAUGGUAUUAGUCUUAAUGUUUUGCAUUUAUUCAAUGUCUGUAAAUGGAGUACCAAACACCAAAGAACCGGUUUUAGAAAAAUUACAAGCACAACAGCAACAUUUCAGGGGUGAAGAACACAAUCCAGAUUAUGACCAUGAAGCUUUUCUUGGACAAGAAGCAGAAGAAUUUGAUAAUUUGACGCAAGAAGAAAGCCAAAGGAGACUUAGUGUAAUUGUCGAUAAAAUUGAUAAAAACAAUGAUGGAUAUGUUACACAAGAGGAACUUAAAGAUUGGAUUAAAUUCACUCAGACUCGUUAUAUAAUGAAUGACGUACAUAGCCAAUGGGAUAACCACAAAAACUUAGAAAAUGAAAAAUUAUCAUGGGCAAUUUAUAGAAAAGAUACAUAUGGAUUUAUGUCUGAUGACGAAGCAAAAGAAGCACAUAAAUCUGAUGAUUCCUAUACAUAUGCCAAAAUGAUACUAAGAGAUAAGAGAAGGUGGGCAGCAGCUGACGUAGAUAGUGACGGUCUGUUGUCCAAAGAAGAAUUUAUCUCAUUCUUACAUCCUGAAGAAAGUGUUCACAUGAAAGAUAUUGUUGUAUAUGAAACUAUGGAUGAUAUGGAUAAAGAUAAAGACAAUAAAAUAUCAAUGGAUGAAUAUAUUGCUGAUUUGUUUCCCGGUGUGGAGCCAAAUGAAGAACCAAAUUUCAUUAAAAGUGAAAUAGAACAAUUUAAGACAUACAGAGAUAAAGAUGGUGAUGGAUUUUUGGACAUUGGAGAGGUCAAAGAUUGGAUAUUACCUGACAAUUUUGAUCAUGCCGAAGCAGAAAGCAGACACCUUGUUUAUGAAUCUGAUUCAGAUGCUGACGGCAAAUUAACUAAAGAAGAAAUAUUAGCAAAAUAUGAUUUGUUUGUUGGAUCCCAGGCUACAGAUUUUGGAGAGGCCAUUAUGAAACACGAUGAGUUAUAAACCAAAAAAAAAAAAAAAAUUAUUACAAUUAAUCACAUUAUUUUUAUAUAAUUAGU
Messenger RNA from Melanaphis sacchari, 1297 nucleotides. It is a transcript of the gene scf, whose product is annotated as calumenin. Gene Ontology annotation, cellular component: endoplasmic reticulum. Gene Ontology annotation, molecular function: calcium ion binding. The record is from RefSeq and is a predicted model, not a curated record. NCBI's taxonomy places the organism in Eukaryota, Metazoa, Arthropoda, Insecta, Hemiptera, Aphididae. Bases 270 to 1241 code for a protein of 323 amino acids. The transcript is spliced from 7 exons.